CUCGUGCGGACGGGAGAUCGAGGACAUGUCGGUGCCCCACCACGUCGUACGCUGUCAGCACUACCACGUCACCACGACCGUCCACAACGCCGUGAAGUACGUCCUUCGCGACAUCGCGCGCGAGGCGGGUUUCGCGGUCAGGGUGGAGGACACGGCGCUCAUCCCACACCUGGAGGAGGUGCGACGGCGCUUGACAGCCCAGCAGCAGCGGGAGGGGGCACAGGCGGGAGGGCCUACGCUGGCACAGGGACGGACUCGGACAGGACGGGGGGCACAGAGGGCCCAGGGAGGGGAGGAGGGACGGCAGGGAGGGGGGGAGGGACAGCAGGGAGGGGGGGAGGGACAGCAGGGAGGGGGGGAGGGACAGCAGGGUGGGGGGGAGGGACAGCAAGGAGGGGGGGAGGGGCAGCAGGGUGGGGGGGAGGGACACGAGGGAGGGGGGGGAGCACCAGGACAGCAGGGAGACACGACUAGGCAGCAGCCCACACUGCAGCACAGCACAGCCGGACGCGCAGGCCGCGCAGGAGCACCCGCACGCAUCCCCGACCUCACAUGCCGCGACGCUGAGAAGGCACUCAUGAUUAUUAUAGACGUGUCGAUAGCGGAUCCACAGCGGGGUGGGAACGCACAGUUUCGGCGAGCGGCAUCCACACAGCGGGGGGUGGCGGCGACGAGGCGGGUGCAGGAGAAGAUCAGGGACUGGCGGCCGGCCUUGGUAGGAGUGCAGCCGGAGCCGAUGUUCUAUGCGUGCGUUGCUGAGACUUUCGGGCACUUGAGCGUGCCACUGCGAGAUUUUCUGGGGCUCUGCUCACAGCGCAUAGCGACGCAGCGGCGGGACGCGGGUAGUGGGGAGGAGGCAUCGGCGCGGAUCUUUGAGUGCGCUCUCACCACGCGAGUUUCAGUGGCGCUGCAGCGUGCGCAGGCGAACAUUAUCACACAGCAUGCAGUGCGACAGCUGGGAGAGUCGGACGAUGCAUGGAUGCCGAUACCGGUACCGCUUGGCGCAGGCAGCUGGAGCGGACAUCACAUCAGUGGCUGCUUUGACAGUGUGGCCGAUAUGCAGUACCUGUUUGAUGGCUAUGUGUAGAUGAAAACAAGAGUAGGCUGUGCUUGAAACGCUGUGUCUGCGCUGUAGGCGCGGGUUGCUGCUUUGUCGUGUCCCUUGGACCCCUCCCUCCUUACAGUCACACCCCUCCUCUCUUCCACCUCUCUCACCUCCCCCUUUCUUUUCCCUUACUCUUAUCUUUCUUGAUCCUCCUACU
Closterium sp. NIES-67 is the source of this 1262-nucleotide messenger RNA. NCBI's taxonomy places the organism in Eukaryota, Viridiplantae, Streptophyta, Zygnematophyceae, Desmidiales, Closteriaceae. The record is from the annotation of a GenBank genome assembly.